GCCUAUUAUGAUGAUUCGAGGUAUGAAAAGAUAAUCGGGAUGCUGGCGAAGGCGACCACCAGAUAUGUGAACCAAAGAACAAAAUAUUGGGAAUCAGGCAUUUUAAUAAAAAACUUACAAAAGUAA
This is a messenger RNA of Acaulospora morrowiae, 126 nucleotides long. The record is from the annotation of a GenBank genome assembly. Lineage: Eukaryota; Fungi; Glomeromycota; Glomeromycetes; Diversisporales; Acaulosporaceae.